AGCUAUAAAUUAUAUAAAUAUCACGUCAUUUUGUGAAUUGAAUGCCAUUGUUAGGGUAUUGAAAAGAACCUUGAAAAUAUAAAAUUUGUUGCACAUUGCGAUCCCAUUAAAUUGUAGUCGCGAUUUGAAAAGAGUUGAUUACCUUACUCAUGAGCUGAUUCGUCAUAUCAAAUAUAUCAAAUGCAAAUUAUUAUCAUAUUCUAAGAUUGUUGAUUUUAUUGAAUAAAGAAAUAAUAAAUUUUAUAUUAUUUUGAAUAAUAAUAAAUUCUCUUCUCUUCAUCUUGACAGGUAUUUGCAACUCGGCGGAAAUCAGAAAACGAACUAUGGAUGGUGUUACAAGCCUAUGGCGAACGACGUCGUCUAAAAAAGGGUGAUGCUGUUCCAUAUAAUGCCCAAAUUCGACUUGGCCAUAUUGUAUCACGGCGUAAUCUACGCUCACAUCCGGACUAUAUCUCUCCCAUAAGCAAUCAACAAGAAGUUAUUUGUCACGACGAAAAUACCAGUGAUUUGAAUGAUAACUGGUUAGUUCAGAGACAUAGUUAUACCAAUCAUUAUGAUAAUUCUGGAUACUGGCUGGCUGACGACGCGAUUACAUUAAGGCACAUUCAAACCGGGGCGACCCUGCACAGCCAUAGCAUAAUGUUAGACAAUGACGAUAAUCAAGAAGUUACGUGUUAUGGGCCAGGACAUGAGGAAAACGACAAGUGGAAGGCCGAACAUAAUGAUAUAAAUGAUUUUAUUAGAAGUUCAUAGAAUAAAAAA
Messenger RNA from Rhizophagus irregularis DAOM 181602=DAOM 197198, 762 nucleotides. RefSeq lists its product as uncharacterized. The record is from RefSeq and is a predicted model, not a curated record. NCBI's taxonomy places the organism in Eukaryota, Fungi, Glomeromycota, Glomeromycetes, Glomerales, Glomeraceae.